GUGAGAAAGUCGAUGGAAAAAAGAACCGCUUCCGUGUUGUUUUUUGGUUCUGCAUUUGUGAUGAAUAACAGCUGCGUAAGGUGAAAUAAGAUUGACUAAUCGCCGAUGAGUGGUCUAUAAUGGUUUUGUAAAACGAAUCAUAGCAACAGUGUAUUCGCAAAAAUGUCGUUGCAACAAGGAUCUAAGAAAAAGGACAAGCGCAUUUUGUCUGGUACCUGCCCGGAUCCGAAAUGCCAGGCGAGGCUGUUCUUCCCUGCUUACGGCUCGGUUAGUAUUGAGUGCACGGAAUGCGGUCAGCGUCACGAGCAGAGAAAUCUUUUAAAAGUGGAGGAAGUCACCGAUCCGGACGUUGUGCUUCACAAUUUGCUGAGAAAUGCUCUGCUUGGUGUAACCGGAGCCCCCAAAAAAGGAACGGAGUUAGUAAAAGUGAUGGGACUCUCCAACUACCAUUGCAAGCUGCUGUCUCCCGUUCUCACACGAUACGGGAUGGAUAAACAGACAGGUAAAGCCAAAUUAUUAGGAGAGAUGAAUCAAGGGGAAAUUUUCGAUUGCUCGCUAUUGGGGGACAGAGCCUUUCUGAUCGAGCAGGAACAUGUAUGUACUGUCGGCUAUGGCAAAGAUCGAUCAGGCAGUCUUACUUACCUGCACGACACAUUGGAGGAGGUGAAGAAAGCUAACUGGAAUAAAGAGUGUCUCAUUCCUGUUCAUGUGGAUGGAGAUGGACACUGCUUGGUCCAUGCUGUAUCUAGGGCACUUGUGGGGAGAGAGCUGUUUUGGCAUGCUUUAAGAGAAAAUUUGAAGCAGAAUUUCAAGCAAAACCUUGAUCGCUAUAAGGCUCUUUUUCAAGAUUUUAUAGAUGCAGCGGAAUGGGAGGACAUCAUAAAUGAAUGUGACCCUUUGUUUAUUCCACCAGAAGGGGUGCCAUUAGGACUGCGCAACAUUCACAUAUUUGGGUUGGCUAACGUGUUGCACCGGCCCAUAAUCUUACUAGACUCGCUGAGUGGGAUGAGGAGCUCUGGGGAUUAUUCUGCAACAUUUCUACCAGGACUGGUGCCAGAGGAGAGGUGCAAGGGUAAAGACGGUCAGUUCAACAAGCCCAUAUGCAUUGCUUGGAGCAGCUCUGGACGCAACCACUACAUUCCCCUUGUUGGAAUAAAAAGCGCACCUCUACCUAAACUGCCAGCCAGGCUACUCCCCAAGGCCUGGGGAGUACCACAGGAGCUCAUCAAGAAGUACAUUCACCUGGAGCAAGAUGGGAGCUGUGUCAUUGGCGGUGACCGAAGUUUGCAGGAUAAGUAUCUAAUGCGGCUAGUCGGUGCCAUGGAAGAGGUUUUUAUGGAAAAGCAUGGCAUUCACCCAUCUCUGGUGGCGGAUGUGCAUCAGUAUGUGUACAGAAGGACAGGUGUCAUUGGAGUUCAACCUGAAGAAGUUACCGAAGCAGCCAAAAAAUCAGUCCUGGAAAACCGCCUUCACCGCUGUUUGAUCUGCAGCGCGCUGUCCGAGCUUCAUGUGCCUCCUGAGUGGUUAGCACCUGGCGGUAAGUUCUACAACUUGGCCAAGUCCACUCACGGGCAACUCAGACCGGACAAAAACUACAGCUUCCCGCUGAACAAUGUUGUGUGCUCUUAUGACCCAGAGCGGGAUGUUCUGGUUCCUGAUUACAAGCUGAGCACUUUGAACACCUGCAACUGGUGCCACGGGACAUCUGUGCGUCAUGUCCGCGGCGAUGGUUCCGUUGUGUACCUAGACGGAGACCGAACCAACACCCGCUCUCAGGGGGGAAAGUGUGGUUGUGGGUUCAAACAUUUCUGGGAGGGAAAAGAGUAUGAGAAUCUGCCAGAGGCCUUCCCCAUCACUCUCGAGUGGGGCGGGAGAGUGGUUAGGGAGACGGUCUACUGGUUCCAGUUUGAGACUGACACCACCCUGAACAGCAAUGUUUACGAUGUAGCCAUGAAGCUGGUCACCAAGCAUUUCCCAGGGGAGUUUGGGAGCGAGAUCCUUGUCCAGAAAGUAGUGAACACCAUUUUGCAUCACACCGCCAAGAAAAACCCGGAUGAGUACAACCCAGUGGCCAUCGAUGGCGCCCACGCUCAGAGGCUCGGUGACGUUGAAGAGGGACAAGCAGCCGUGGACGUGCAGCCCCCAACCAAAAUAAUAUUAACAGGACAGAAAGCAAAGACGCUGCACAAGGAGGAGCUUACCAUGAGCAAAGCGGAGAGGAGCCUGCAGCAGAGCAUCAGCGAGCAGGCCUCUGUGACCCAGAAGAAGAGGACUGACAGGCUUAAGCAGGAACAGAAGGGCCAGGGAAGGACUCCAUCUCAGGGGUCGCAGGAAGGGCCGUCCUCUGCCCCGGCCACUCCCACAAAAGCCCCCUACUCUCCCAAGUCCAGCACCGACAAGAAGAUCCGCGUCACCACCAGUGACGGGCGGCAGGCCAUGUUAACGCUCCAGGCUGACACCACCUUCUCUGAGCUUCAGAGGAGCAUAGCCAAAGAAUUUUCCGUGCCUCCUGGCCAGCAGUGCAUUCGCUACGGCUUCCCCCCAAAGGAACUCCUGCCACCCAAGGAGGACCAGGAGAACGAGCCCUUGCCACUGCAGCACGGGGACAGGGUGACCGUGGAGGUGGUCCGGGACCCCAAGGAGAAGGAUACCCCUACCCCGGCUGCCACCGCUGGCCUCCACUCAGUGAGGAGCGACGAGUUGGCCUCUGCCAGCAGAGUGACCUCCAGAGAGCUGCAGGAGAGCAUUGACCUUGAGAUGUCCUCCCUCUGCCUCCUGGCGACCUUAAUGGGGGAAGAUGUCUGGUCAUACGCAAAGAAGCUUCCUCACUUAUUCCAACAAGGCGGAGUCUUUUACAACAUCAUGAAGAAAGAUAUGGGACUGAUGGACGGCAAGCACUGCACCCUGCCUCACCUGGCCGGGAAGACGUUUGUGUACAACGCCGCGGAGGAGCGGCUGGAGCUGUGCGUGGACGCGGCGGGGCACUUCCCCGUGGGGCCCGACGUGGAGGAGCUGGUGAAGGAGGCGCUGGCCCAGCUGCGCGCCGAGGCUGCCGCCAGGAGCCGCGAGGGCAGCCCCUCCCACGGCCUCCUGCGGCUGGGGAGCGGGGGCGUGGUGCGCAAGAAGGAGCAGCUGCACAACGUCACCGCCUUCCAGGGCAAGGGCCACUCCCUGGGCGGGGCCCCCAGCGGCGGCUCCCCGCCGGAGCUCAAGCCCAUCUCCCGCAAGCACAGCAGCGGCGUGGACCUGAGCGCCAGCGUGUCCCGGCAGGCCGACCUCUCGGACAUCCCCGAGGACGCCGCCAAGGAGCUGGUGCGCAUGGCGCCGGGCUUCGUCACGCUGAAGGACGGCCGCCACCUGGACCCCGGCAUGAUCGAGGCCCAGAGGAAGAGGCUGCAGGAGAUGGUCUCCUCCAUCCAGGCCUCCAUGGACCGGCACCUGAGGGAGCAGAACCGGGGCCCCGCCGAGCCCGCCCCGCGCAGGCCCGACGCCCGGGGCCCGGCCGAGAGGACAGACGGGGCCAAGGCGAGCGCUCCGGAACCCACCCUGGGGCCCAGCGACCACGAACCCUCCGGCGUGGGCAUGGACGUGUCUGCCGGCGGUGCUGACGCGGCAGGCGGCAAGCAGCCCGAAAAGAGCGCGGAGGAACUGGAGGAAAUGGAGAGCCAGGAUGCCGAGCUCGCCAUCGCCGCUGAACCAAUGGAUCAUUCCUGAUGGGAGAGGUGCAUCAAGCCUUUGUGUUUCACGUAGAGAAGGCACACUACUCAUUAUCUUCCUCCCCAAGGCAGCAUUACAUGGGAUCGCUGUAGUGUUGGGUUGCAUCAAAGCUUAAGGUUUCUGCUGUCUUUUUUGUCUUUAAUGCAUGACAUUGAAUUUAAAGAUUGAUAGUUCAUAUGAAUGUUUCUGCCUUACUGCUGCCCGGGUUAUCACUUGGUGAGAUUACUUGGGGACUUAUUGAAUUUGUGAAGCAAAGAAAAACGGCUAAAACACUUUAGCAAUUGUGCGUGUGGAUCCUCAUGUGGAAAUCAUUCUUUUAAGGAAAGCGUAUCGAGUCUUACAACCUAGCAAAAGAAGGAGUGGAGCUGACAAAGUGAGUCAGGAAAAGCAUUACCUAUCAUUUUCUAGUCAGCAGAAGUUGUUUUUGCACUAUACAAACUGUGACAACAUGAACACAUAGUCUGAUCAGACCAGGAUUUAUAUUGACAAAGAUUUAUCCCCACAGUACUUGUUAACAUAACAGUCCAGGAUAACAAAUGAUUUUAUUUCCAGUGGUUCUCCAUUUUGCAUGUUGUUUUCUUGCUGGUACUUGUUAACAUAACAGUCCAGGAAAACAAAUGAUUUUAUUUCCAGUGGUUCUCUAUUUUGCAUGUUGUUUUCUUGCUGUUCUUUGUUACCACGAGGUAAUGGAAGGGCAAGAGAAUGGUGCUUAACAAACACUUAGUCUAAUGCCACCAGACAUUAGUCUCUUACUUUGAACUCAGUUUGCUGGAUAAAAAUGGGGACAAACAAGGUGCGAUUAUUUCAUCAUACUUCUGUAAAACCAGACCAGAUAGAUGCAGUGACAAUUUAUUAUGUAACCUAUUUCAUGAACCAAAGUAAGCUGUGUUGUUGAGAGUUUGUAUAGAGCACGAAUUACAGCGUGAAUUUAGCACCUGGCAGAGUACACCGUGAGGUUAAAGUGCACCUGAGAUUCUUUUCUGAAAAAAUAAACCCAGAGGAAGUGUUUGGUUGGACAUCGCAGCCUCACAAAGGCUAAUUACUUGGUAUAUUCUUGGAAAGUACAUGGCAUGUGCUUGAGUUAUGUUUUCUAAUUUGUGAUGAUUUCUAACACUCAUAUACACACACACACACACACACACACACACACGAUUGUAAUGAGGAAAAAAGUAAUCUUUAACGAAUAAAAAGAAUAGUGGUAAGGUUAAUCAGUGAACCAUUGUUUUUUUUUUUCAGAGAAAUUCCAUAGGUGCACUUAAAUCUCUGUUUAGAGGUGUCAAAGAAUUGCAUUUCCAUUGUUACCAAACAGUAGCUGAAGCCUUUUGCAAGAAAUGCUUUGAUCAAAAAUGCAAAUAUUUGAGUGAUGUAUGCAGUAUCUUGAGUUUUCUUUAUUAUUACAAUUAUUUUUAUUAUUGCAGCAAUAGAGAAAGGACUAAUUAUAAACCAAAUCACUUAAUACUGCUUUGGAAUGAAACCCAACUGAAUUGAAUCAGCGUGACGCUAACACAUUUAAAAAGAGGAAAAUGGCUUCUGAAAUCUGUGUGUGGGAAUGUACGUGUCAUCUGAAAGUAGAAGUGUGUGUAAUUUCUGUCCUUCCAUGGAUGGAUUUUAGUGUACAUUUGAAAUGGAAUGCAAGCUGGCAUUUUUACCAUGCGACAAUACAGAUUUGAAAAACACUUGAUCACUUCAGCAUAAUGAAUAGUUGCAGUGUUUUUAAUUUGAUUCCGUUAUUUUGCAGGCAACGACUCAGGUUUACAGGAGAAAGGAUGUGUGUGUGCGUCUCUGAAUAAUAGGAUAUAAAAUUCUCAGAUGGUUGGCAAAAUGGAGGUCUGGAUCAUUCAGUUAGUGGACGGUCAGCAGUACCCCUCAGACCUGUGGCAUCCCUUUAGAACUGAUGUUUACAACCUUGGGAUAAAUACCCACAUGCCAUCUUACCUGAUGGCAUAAAUGCUGCAGUUCCAGACAAGGAAAUUAAUAAAUUGGUGCCAACGUAAUGUAGUUAUUUACCCUUCUGGCACACUCUGUAGAUUUUUCCUGCUCCAUCAAACUUAAUUAGGAAAGAGCCUCUUGUGGUCUGUUUUUAAUUGUAAGUUUGCAGAAUGCUAAAAGGAAACUUCAGCUGAGUGCUCUGUGAAUCACAUACAGAGUCACAGUCACGGGCUUGGCUGGAGAGCACUUGGUCAGCUCUGCACUUGCAGUUGUGUAUAUCCCACAAUGCAUGUCUACAUACAACCCCAAUAGAAAUAACCCUUGACCCCAGUCAGAAGCCUCUUGCCAGUUGUGUGUCUGGGGUCAAAGGUCAGAUAGGUUUUCUUCUUGCUGGAUUUUUUUUUUUUUCCUUGUUGUUUUCUUUUGGAUUGCCUUAAAAUGUUUUGAUUUUUAUAGCAAUAUACAAAUGGUAAUUGUACCCUUUAUCCCUUUUCUUACCAUGUACUCAUUACCAGAUGGUAAUUUGCACCACAUUAUGCUUUGAGCUGGUAGAAGAAUGAUAACUUAGAUUUAGCAAAAGAUUUUAUGGUGAAAAUGUUAAUAGUGAAUGGUGAAGGAAUUAGUUCACAAAAGAAACAAGAUAACAAAAAGACGUUUUUGAGGAAACAUUUGGAUGUUUAGAACCAUUUUGUGCUUUGCUCAGCUCUUCCAUAUCCGUGUGUCUUGAACAGCAAGCAUUUUAAAGGAACUGUACUCCAAGACUGUAUUCAGUCCCUGGACUAUUGUUAUAUUUUUAAAAAGGUGCUUCAAAAUGCUUUGCCCCUACGUUCAGUUUAGAAGUAACAAUUUACCACAUUUAGUGGUGGUGCAUCCCAUCUACGAUGGUGGUCCAUCCAGUGCGAUUGGAGCAAUGUGUUCUUGAAGUACCUUAUAUCUGUUGCACUGAAUGCUCAUUUCAGUGCCAAUUUCUGUGCACAUGGUAAAAAGUAGGAACUCUUACUAAGCAGGUUGGACUGACCAAAAGACAAGUCCUUGAGUCCUGCACUGAAAUGAUGUUUGACCCUAAUGCAGAACUUAUUUUCCAUUUGAACUGCUUUAGCUCUGUAAACAUAGUGGCCACAGAGAGGUAAAGCUGUGCAGCCACUUAAUGGAUCUGGGACCAUUCUGGUUCGCCGAGUUUCUCUAACGUGAUAUCAUCAAGUACUGCCAUGUCAGUCUCUGGCCUUAUUUUUAUUUUCUUUUAUUUUUUUGAGUCUUACUUAGUCUAAGUGAAAGAAGCAUAAACGUGUUCUUGAGGUGGCCCAUUGAAUUCCUUGCCACCGUGUGGAAUGAAGCAGGUUUUCCGGUUUCAGGCCGCAUGUGACUGCAGCAGCUCCUGUCUCUUGAUGUCAUAGCCAAAGUGACAAGACAGUAAAUGUUAAAGCUGUGACGUUAUCCAACUUAGCUGAAAAUCAAAAUACAGAGUGAAAAUUGAGCACUUUCAAAAGCAAGAGGGAAUGUUAGAAUAUGUAUAAAUGGUUUGUGUUAGUAUAUAUAUAGUUCUGUUCUCAAAAAUAGUAUAUAUUAUUGCCAGUCCAUGGAAAGAAGCAAAAAGAGAUGGUGUACUUGCCUAUUCUCAACAACACUGGUUAUUUUCAACAAACCUGGGGUUUGGUUCCUUGUGACUGCUGUAUUAAUUAUACGUAUUGUAAGCCAGUGUAUUAUAAAAGUAUAUAUUGUACUAUACUUUGAUCUGUACAGAAAUUGAAGUUGUUUUGUUCCAUUUUUUUUAGUUAACAUUUCUUGUUUGCUAAUAAAACAACUGAAGUUGCUACGGCUUCAAUAUUGCUGUCCGCAUGCUUGACAAACUUUUCAAUCUCUCUGCAAUAAAGAAAUUGCUUCACAUUA
Molecule: messenger RNA, 7533 nt
Organism: Anguilla anguilla (European eel)
Lineage: Eukaryota; Metazoa; Chordata; Actinopteri; Anguilliformes; Anguillidae
Gene: vcpip1
Product: valosin containing protein (p97)/p47 complex interacting protein 1
Exons: 3
Coding region: 163-3714 (1183 amino acids)
Biological process (GO): protein ubiquitination; Golgi reassembly; protein K48-linked deubiquitination
Molecular function (GO): cysteine-type deubiquitinase activity
Source: RefSeq, a predicted model, not a curated record